GGCACUGGGAGACUGUGUGCCUAGCUGAGGAAAAUAAUUAAACAUGGGCAAAGGAGAUCCUAAGAAGCCGAGAGGCAAAAUGUCAUCAUAUGCAUUCUUUGUCCAAACUUGCCUGGAGGAGCACAAGAAGAAGCACCCAGAUGCUUCCAUCAACUUUUCAGAGUUUUCUAAGAAGUGUUCAGAGAGGUGGAAAACUAUGUCUGCUAAAGAUAAAGGAAAAUUUGAAGACAUGGCAAAGGCUGACAAGGCCCGUUAUGAAAGAGAAAUGAAAACUUAUAUCCGUCCUAAAGGGGAAACAAAAAAGAAGCUCAAGGAUCGCAAUGUACCCAAGGGGUCUCUUUCGGCCUUUUUCUUGUUUUGUUCUGAGUAUCGCCCCAAAAUCAAAGGAGAGCAUCCUGGCCUGUCUAUUGGUGAUGUUGCAAAGAAACUGGGAGAGAUGCGGAACAACACUGCUGCAGAUGAUAAUCAGGCUGCCAAGCUGAAGGAGAAAUACGAAAAGGAUAUUGUUGCAUACCGAGUUAAAGAAAAACCUAAUGUGACCAAGAAGGGAGUUGUUAAAGCUGAAAAGAGCAAGAAAAAGAAGAAAGAGGAGAAAGAUGAAGAAGAUGGAGAGGAUAAGGAAGAAGAGGAGGAUGAAGAAGAUGAAGAUGAAAAAGAAGAUGAUGAUGAUGAUGAAUAA
This is a messenger RNA of Sorex araneus (European shrew), 679 nucleotides long. Its product is annotated as high mobility group protein B1-like. The transcript has a single exon. NCBI's taxonomy places the organism in Eukaryota, Metazoa, Chordata, Mammalia, Eulipotyphla, Soricidae. The coding region runs from base 44 to 679 and encodes 211 amino acids. Gene Ontology annotation, molecular function: DNA binding, bending. Gene Ontology annotation, cellular component: nucleus. Gene Ontology annotation, biological process: regulation of transcription by RNA polymerase II. The record is from RefSeq and is a predicted model, not a curated record.